GUUUUUGCAAACAAGAGAAACCAGCUUUAGCUUUUCCCUAAAACCACUCUUACCCAAAUCUCUCCAUAAAUAAAGAUCCCGAGACUCAAACACAAGUCUUUUUAUAAAGGAAAGAAAGAAAAACUUUCCUAAUUGGUUCAUACCAAAGUCUGAGCUCUUCUUUAUAUCUCUCUUGUAGUUUCUUAUUGGGGGUCUUUGUUUUGUUUGGUUCUUUUAGAGUAAGAAGUUUCUUAAAAAAGGAUCAAAAAUGGGAAGGGGUAGGGUUCAAUUGAAGAGGAUAGAGAACAAGAUCAAUAGACAAGUGACAUUCUCGAAAAGAAGAGCUGGUCUUUUGAAGAAAGCUCAUGAGAUCUCUGUUCUCUGUGAUGCUGAAGUUGCUCUUGUUGUCUUCUCCCAUAAGGGAAAACUCUUCGAAUACUCCACUGAUUCUUGUAUGGAGAAGAUACUUGAACGCUAUGAGAGGUACUCUUACGCCGAAAGACAGCUUAUUGCACCUGAGUCCGACGUCAAUACAAACUGGUCGAUGGAGUAUAACAGGCUUAAGGCUAAGAUUGAGCUUUUGGAGAGAAACCAGAGGCAUUAUCUUGGGGAAGACUUGCAAGCAAUGAGCCCUAAAGAGCUUCAGAAUCUGGAGCAGCAGCUUGACACUGCUCUUAAGCACAUCCGCACUAGAAAAAACCAACUUAUGUACGAGUCCAUCAAUGAGCUCCAAAAAAAGGAGAAGGCCAUACAGGAGCAAAACAGCAUGCUUUCUAAACAGAUCAAGGAGAGGGAAAAAAUUCUUAGGGCUCAACAGGAGCAGUGGGAUCAGCAGAACCAAGGCCACAAUAUGCCUCCCCCUCUGCCACCGCAGCAGCACCAAAUCCAGCAUCCUUACAUGCUCUCUCAUCAGCCAUCUCCUUUUCUCAACAUGGGGUUAAUGCAAUGGUCGCCAAACGAACAAACUUAUUAGUGUGGAAAAUGUACAUGGAAUGGUUGCGAAAAGCCUAAGUCGACUUUUUGUUGUUGUUGGUCUAUGUGUUUAAGUACAAUUUUAGUUUGUUAGAUAAAUGAAAUUAAUAUAUCUUUGACAUUUCACAAUGGACUGAUAUUUGAUUUUCCUUUGUUGUACGGUGAAACAUAUGAUUACAUAUGCACUUUCAUAUAUAUCCUAUGUAUGAUUGUGAAUGCAGUGGUCUGUAUCAAGAAGAUGAUCCUAUGGCAAUGAGGAGGAAUGAUCUCGAACUGACUCUUGAACCCGUUUACAACUGCAACCUUGGCUGCUUCGCCGCAUGAAGCAUUUCCAUAUAUAUAUUUGUAAUCGUCAACAAUAAAAACAGUUUGCCACAUACAUAUAAAUAGUGGCUAGGCUCUUUUCAUCCAAUUAAUAUAUUUUGGCAAAUGUUCGAUGUUCUUAUAUCAUCAUAUAUAAAUUAGCAGGCUCCUUUCUUCUUUUGUAAUUUGAUAAGUUUAUUUGCUUCAAUAUGGAGCAAAAUUGUAAUAUAUUUGAAGGUCAGAGAGAAUGAACGUGAACUUAAUAGAUCGGACCUUUUUUUUUUUUUGUUGCAUUAAGUUAGG
Molecule: messenger RNA, 1557 nt
Organism: Arabidopsis thaliana (thale cress)
Lineage: Eukaryota; Viridiplantae; Streptophyta; Magnoliopsida; Brassicales; Brassicaceae
Gene: AP1
Product: K-box region and MADS-box transcription factor family protein
Exons: 8
Coding region: 248-952 (234 amino acids)
Biological process (GO): regulation of DNA-templated transcription; positive regulation of transcription by RNA polymerase II
Cellular component (GO): nucleus
Molecular function (GO): DNA-binding transcription factor activity; protein dimerization activity; DNA binding
Source: RefSeq, marked reviewed